Molecule: messenger RNA, 2964 nt
Organism: Pedinophyceae sp. YPF-701
Lineage: Eukaryota; Viridiplantae; Chlorophyta; Pedinophyceae
Source: the annotation of a GenBank genome assembly
AUGCCCUCCGCGGCGCUCGCGCGCUCCGACUCCCAGCGGGCGCGGACGGAGCAGUUGAAGGCGGCGUACGGCGGCGGUCUGAAGCGCUCAGGGUCAGGCAAUUCGCGCAACGGCGGCGCUGCGGGCGACGACGACGCGCUGGCGCGCCUUCAUGAGGCUGCGAAGCCGGCGAGGAGGCCCGCGCGGGCCGUCGGGCGGACCGUCUCCGCGCACCUGACGUUCGAGUGCUCGGCGACGGUCCCCGAAGCUGGCGGAGGGGGGCAGACGGGCGCUGCGGCGGCCCCGGCGCUCGACGCGAUCGCGGAGCGCGCGGCCCGCGACGCCAAGACACCGCCCGCGCCCGCGGGGCAGACCGUCGCGGAAGCCGCCGCCCAGGCGCGGUGGCGCAAGGCGGCCACGACGGUGGCGCGGCACCGCUCGGUGCGCAUCGACGGCGACGCGGCCGAAAAGGACGGAGCGAUGGCCAUGCUCGCGCCGAAGAAGCUCUCGCAAGAGGAGGUCGAGGCCCUCGUCGACCGCCUCCACCCGCACCCGGGACUCCCCCCCACCGUCCGCGCCCUCUCCCUCGGCCCAGACCGCACCACCUCUACCGCACAAGCGUCGCCCACCAACAACAGCAGCAGCGACGCAGGCGCGCCGCAACACGCGCUCCCGCGCACGAUCCGCGGCGCGCGCGCGUCCUCGCGCACCGCGCUCGACCGCGUCGCGGAAGACUCCCCCCGGGGGGCUGCCAACCUGACUGACCCCGGGGCUCUCGACGUCAUCCGCGUCGCGGUCGAGGAGCGGCGGCGCGCCGAGGCGGCGCGCGCCCGCGCGCGCGAGGAGCUCGAGCGCGCGGAGGCUGAGCGGCGCGACGCGGAGGCGGCGCUGGCGCGCGCGCAGGAGGCCGCUGCUGCGGAGCGGAGCAUGGCGGAGGAGCGGAGGAAGGCGGCGGAGGCGGAGCAGGCGCGGCUCGCGGAGGCGCGGGCGGCGGAGGAGGCGCGGCUGCGCGAGGAGGAGGCGGCGCGCGCGGCGGAGGAGGAGCGGGCGCACGCGGCGGCGGAGGCGGCGCGCGCGGAGAUGCAGGAGCGAGCGGCGGCGGAGGCGCGGCGCGCGGAGGAGGAGGCCCGCCGCGCGCGCGAGGCUGCGGCGGCGGAGGUGCAGCGUGCACAGGCCGAGCGGGAGGCCGCGGAGCGCGAGUGGCGCGCGGCGGAAGCGCAGGCCGCCGCCGAGCGCAAGCGCCUCGAGGAGGAGGCCCGCGCAGAGGAGGCGCGGCUGGAGCGGGAGCGCGCAGAGGCGCAGCGGCACCUGGAGGCAGCGCGCGAGGCGGCGGCGGUGGCGGCGCGCGUCGCGGAGGAGCAGCGGCAGCUCAUGGAGAUGAAGGAGGCCGCGGAGCGCACGCGGCGGGAGGUCGAGGCGGCGCGCGAGGCGGCGGCGGCGGAGCUCAAGGCUGCGCAGGCGGAGCUGGUGGCCGCGGACGAGAAGCGGAAGCUCGCCGAGGCGGAGCGCCGGCGCGCGGCGGAGCUCGCGCGCGCGGCGGAGGCGGACGCGGCGGCCGCGGCCGCCGAGGCGGACGCCCUGGCGAGCAAAGCAGAGAGCUCCGGCCCGGGCUCGCGCCCUAGCAUGGAGUCGCAGACGACGGACGGCGGGCCGCAGCGGAACCCGCUGCUGAUCGCGAGCUUGUCGCCGACGGGCGCGGCGAGCCAGCUGGAGGAUUCGCUGGCGACGCAGGCGCCGGAGGAGGAGGUACUGAGUGGGAAGCUGCCGGCGUUCGUGCAGCUCAAGGUCGGGGGGCAGAUCGUGGAGGCGCGCGUGCUGACGCUGCUGUCCGCGGGCACGCAGUCGUGGUUCUGGAACGUCUUCGUCGACGGCGACUGGCGCGUGCACGCCGACCACGAGGGCCGCGUCCUCGUCGACCGCUGCCCGCACGGCCGCGUCGACCCCUCCGGCCUCCGCCACGCCCUGCACUUCCUCGACCAGUCCGAACGCGUCAGCGAGCUCCCCCUCCCCAGCGGCACCACGCCCGCCCGCCUCCUCCUCCCGCGCGACCGCGCGGAGCUCCGGAAGGUGCUCUCGACUGCCAAAGUACUCAAACUGGAUGCGGUGCACGAGGCGGUGGUUGCGGCGCUCGCCGAGGACGCGCACGGCGCGCGCGCGGCGCCGCGGCCCGACACGGUCGCGGACUACGCGCGGACCGUGCUGGGGAUGGCGGACCCCGAGGCGGAGCGCGAUUUGCUCUACAUUGCGGAGUGGGCGCUCGCGGCGCCGCUGCCGGCCGGCUGGACGUCGCACGCGGACCAGGACGGCAACGAGUACUACCACGACGCGUCGACGGGGGUGUCGACGUACACGCACCCCCUGGACGGGGAGUUUCGGGCGUUUUAUGAGAAGUGCAGGGCGGUCAAGGCGCGGCACGACGCCGUGCGCGAGAGCUCGUUCCGCGGCGUGCCCCGCACGCCGCCGUCGUCGCGCGCGCUGGUGGCGUCCAAGAUGAGCCUGCGGCACGCGCGGACGAUGGGCGCGGAGAAGCUCGGCGCCGCCGUGGCCGCGGUGAGCGACUCGGGCGUGCCGCAGCCGCCGCUGGCGCGGGGCGCGACGGUGGGGCCGGGGGGCUUCUCCGCGAGCCGCGUGCUCGCGAAGGUGCGGUCGGUUGUGGCGCUAGACCCGCUGCAGGAGUUCGCCGAGGCCACGCCGCGCCCCGCGGCGCCCGUUCGGUCCUCGAGCAGCAUGGCGUCGACCAGGAUGCGGUCGUGGAUGGAGAAGGAGGCGAGCCGGCUGUCCGCGAUGGCGGGCAUGUCGCGCGAGGACAUGCAGCAGGAGCUCGCCGAGCAGCAGCGGUUGCACGCUGACCGAGUGGCGCGGCGCGCAGGCGCGAUGGCGUCGAGUCGACACAAGGAGGCGGCCCUGGAGCGGCACGCCUCGACCCUCGGCGGCGACAUGCGCAACGCGCUGCCCGUCGGCGGCAGCGUGGGCCGCCGCGGGUGA